This is a messenger RNA of Dama dama (fallow deer), 6094 nucleotides long. RefSeq names its product zinc finger protein 500 (gene ZNF500). Gene Ontology annotation, molecular function: RNA polymerase II cis-regulatory region sequence-specific DNA binding; DNA-binding transcription factor activity, RNA polymerase II-specific. NCBI's taxonomy places the organism in Eukaryota, Metazoa, Chordata, Mammalia, Artiodactyla, Cervidae. The transcript is spliced from 9 exons. Gene Ontology annotation, biological process: regulation of transcription by RNA polymerase II. The record is from RefSeq and is a predicted model, not a curated record. Bases 3519 to 5039 code for a protein of 506 amino acids.
UGCUUCCCGCGGGCACCAGCCUCUUGCGAGGCUUUGGGAAGGACGCGCGAGACUGCGGUUGUGGAUCCGGUUUGCGUCUGAGCUGCUGCUGCACCGGGCGCGCUGGCGUUCGCUGUGUAGCGAGGUCCUGUCACCCUUAGCCGUGCGCUGCGGCUCCUUCCCGGGCGCGGAGACUUACUGGCAGCUCAGAUGGUAAGGAAUCUGCCUGCAAUGCAGGAGACACAGGUUCAGUCUCUGGGUCAGAAAGAUCACCUGAAGAAGGGAAUAUGGCUGCCCAUUCCAAUAUUCUUGCCUGGAGAAUUCCAUGAACAGAGGAGCCUGGCGGGCUACAGUCCAUGGGGUUGCAGAGUUGGACAUGACUGAGCAACUAACACACACAGGCAUACCUCGGAGAUACUGCCAGUUUGGUUCCAGACCACCGUGAGAAGAGGCUAUCACCAUAAACCCAGCAGACUCUGACACUGUGUGUUUCCCAAGAGAAGUAUAUGAAUCAUCACUCUGUCCUGAGCCACAGCUGAGCCGACCUUGAACAGGAGACUUUCCAGACUUGACUACAUCUCCACGGGUGAGGAUUUCCAAGCAUGCCUGGUGGUCCUUGAGUCCCUUCCUUCCUCCAGAUUCCAGCCUUUUUUCGUGAUGCCGCAUCCUUUGCAUCCUUUAUGCUUUGCACACCUGUUGUCACUCAUCUGCUUCUCAUUUAACUUGCUGACUUCAGGAAAAAGACAGAGAGUUUCAAAUGCUGGGUGGUUCGAGGUGUAAGUGGUAUCUCCUGCCUCCCUGUUAACUGAUGAAUCCUCUUGUGUGUCUAAAAUCUCAUGAUGGAACCAAAACACAGCCAGACUCCAAGGAGAGAUUUCACAGUAUUGCACAGCAAGCACUCUUAUUCUCCAUCCUUUCUGUUAAUGAAAAUAAUAACAAAACAUUUGCUGUUCACUGAGUGCUCCUAUGUUUGAGUCUAGAGCAAAAUAUUUUAAUGUACUCUGUCAUUUAAUUCUAUUAUAGUAAGUAUCCUCUAGGGAAUAGGUACCAUUAACCCCCAUUUAUAUUAUUGUCAGAAUUAAGAGGUGUUUUUUUUUUAAUUUUUUUUAUUAUUUAUUUUUGGCUGUGCUGGGUCUUUGUUGCUGGGCACAGGCUUUCUCUAGUUGGGGCGAGCAAGGGUUACUCUUUAUUGCAGCUCAAGGGAUUCUCAUCGCAGUAGCUUCUGUUAUGGAGCACUAGCUCCAGGCAUGCGGGUUUAGUAGUUGCAGCCCACAGGCUUAGUAGCCUCACGGCUUGUGGAAUCUUACCAGACCAGAUAUCAAACCUGUGUCCCCUGCAUUGGCAGGCAAAUUCUUAACUACUAGACCAUCAGGGAAGUCCUGGAAUCAAGUUUGUGAUAAAGUUGGGCAACAGAGUUCAGUGUCUAAAGAACAAAUUCCACCCACUUAUUUAUUUGAUUUCUCAGCAAAUAGUUACUGAGCCUCUACCAUUAGUAUAUGCCAAGCAGAUCUAUUUAGUGUGUUGAGAAAAUUAGAGGGGCCCUGCUUGGGCAGCUCAGAGAAUCUUGGGACAGGACUAGAGUCUUCCAAGAAACAGCUUGCAUAUUUACUGUGAGUCAAAGCUUCAAUUACAUAGGUGGCAUUCAAGUUUACCUUUAGGAGAGUGUUCUAAGGAGCAGUCUGAAGCAUGCUUGCCUGAGUUUGUCUUGGCUUUUACACUUUCCUAGCUGUGUGGCCCUAGGCAGGGCUCUGUACCUCUCUGAGCCUCAGUUUACUUAACUAAAAUGUGGGUCACGAUGAUGUUUACAUGAUUGUCAUGAGGAUUUUAGUAAGUUAAAACAUGAGCUCCAUGGACUUAGGCAGUACUUAAAAAAAAGUUAGCUUUUAUUGUUAGCUUGCAAAGGCCUUAGAAAAAGUAUAACAAAACACCAAUUACAUAUCAGUUUUGGAAAACUGUAGUUCUCUGGUGACUAUCUGAUAUAGUUCAGUUGAAUAAUGGACUGUAGCCUGCCAGGCUCUGUUCAUGGACUUCUCCAGGCCAGAAUACUGGAGUGGGUAGCCGUUGCCUUCUCCAGGGGAUCCUCCCAGCCCAGGGAUUGAACCCAGGUCUCCCGCAUUGUAAGCGGAUUCUUUCCUGUCUGAGCCACCAGAGAAGCCGAGGAAUACUGGAGUGGGGAGCCUAUCCCUGCUCCAGCGGAUUUUCCCAACCCAGGAAUCAAACCGGGGUCUCCUGCAUUGCAGGCAGAUUCUUUACCAUCUGAGCUACCAGGGAAGCUCAUAAAAAAACACCCAUCACAUAUCAAGUUUUGAAAACUGUAGUUCUCUGAUGACCUGAGAUAAUUCAGUAGAAUUAGCUAAACUGUUAGCCUUGUACUGAAUUGUUGGUCCUUAGUUAUUUGGGCUUUGGGAAAUUGCUACCACAGGUGACUCAGAGUGCUGGAUCAUAGACCAUCUCUUCUCAGCCAUAAUUAAGUCAUGGGAGUAAGUGUGAGCUGAACCAAUGCCCAGUAUGUGAUUAUGAAUUGUGUGCCAUCUGUCUGAAGAUGAUCUUCCCCUCUGUCUUCAGAGGAGGACAUGUAUGAGUGAACCUCUCAAUUGUUGGCCUGCUUCAAUGAGUGUGAGGCUGCCAUUUUAUUUAUUUAUUUUUAAUAUUUAUUUAUUCGGCUGUGCUGGGUCUUAGGUGUGGCAUGUGGGAUCUAGUUCUCCCAUCAGAAAUUGAACCCAGGCCCCCUGCAUUGGGAGGGCAGAGUCUUAGCCACUGGACCACAAGAGAAGUCCUACGCUUCUGCUAAGUCACUUCAGUCGUGUCCAACUCUGUGCGACCCCAUAGACGGCAGCCCACCAGGCUCCCCCGUCCCUGGGAUUCUCCAGGCAAGAACACUGGAGUGGGUUGCCAUUUCCUUCUCCAAUGCCUGAAAGUGAAAAGUGAAAGUGAAGUCGCUCAGUCCUGUCUGACACUUAGCGACCCCAUGGACUGCAGCCUACCAGGCUCCUCCAUCCAUGGGGUUUUCCAGGCAAGAGUACUGGAGUGGGGUGCCAUUGCCUUCUCCAAGAGAAGUCCUGUGGCUGCCAUUUUAAGUCCAACUGUUUUGUAAACUCCAUAAAUGCUAUGAAAACAAGCUACCUUUAUAAUUAUAAAUAAUUAUAUGUGAUUAUAGAUACAUGUACAGCAAUAAAUACUUUUCCUUCAGACUCCACACCAUGCUUGGCACUUUAAUGAACUGUGAACCUCUUACAGGAACUCCACGGCCCCAGGCAUCCGAGAUCCACAAAUCUGGAGGCCUGCAGGCUUCAUCCCAGUAUGGUUGCAGGUCAUGAGCUGGUGUUUAUGGAGCACCUGUUACAUGCUAGACAUCAUCAGAGGGACUUUAUAAGCUCAAUCUCAUCUGUCAGCUCUCAGAAGCUGGAGCUAUGACAAUCCCCAUUUUACAGAUGAGGUAAAAGAGCCCUGAAAACAUCUUUCCCAGUGUCUGGCCAGAGGUGCAGGGAGAGACAGGCGUUAUCUCCAGGCCGGGGAAAGGGCAAGGGCCGCCAGGAGCAAUGGCAACCGCUCCCGGCUGUCAGUCUCUGGCCCCCCUGGAGCAGGAGGGUGACGUCCUCGAGGGUGACAUCCUCGUCGUGAAGGUGGAGGAUGACUACUGCUGGGAAGAGGAGCCCUCCUCGGAGGCGGAAGACCCCAGCCCUGAAACCUUCCGCCAGCUCUUCCGGCUGUUUUGCUACCAGGAGGUGGCGGGACCCCGGGAGGCCUUGAGCCGCCUCUGGGAGCUCUGCUGCCGCUGGCUGCGGCCCGAGCUGCGCACCAAGGAGCAGAUCCUGGAGCUGCUGGUGCUGGAGCAGUUCCUGACGGUGCUGCCGGGGGAGAUCCAGGCCCGGGUGCGGGAGCAGCAGCCAGAGAGUGGUGAGGAGGCCGUGGUCCUCGUGGAAGGGCUGCAGCGGGAGCCCAGGAAGCAGAGGCCGCGGGAUCCGGAGUUGCUCCCUGAUGAUGCGCUGUCCCAUGGGACAGAGGAGUGGUUCUCAAAACACCAGGUGGAAGCCCAGCCAGAGGAGCUGUCCCUGGGGGAAGGGGCUCAAGACUCCAGCCAGCCGCCCCCAGCCCAGCUGAGCCAUAGGCCAAGAGGAGACCCCUCGCUCUGGCCAAAAAGGGGCCCAGCAGCUUCACGGCAUCAGGAGACAGCAGCCCUGGCCACAUCCUUCCUUUCAGCCUGGUCCCAGGUGCCAGUGGCCUUGGGGGGCGUGGCCAUGUACCUGUCCCAGGAGGAGUGGGGCUGCCUGGACCUGGCUCAGCAGGACCACAGCUGCGACGUGCUUCUGGAGGAUGCAGGACUCCCCACGCCUGGGCCCUGUCUGACCGCCCUGCAGGGGCGAGGAGAAGGCCCGUGGGACCCAGCUCGAGCAGCCUCGGGGCCAAGGGAGGUCUCUGGUGGAGCCAGUUCAGGGCGUGGGAGGCGCUUGGAGGCUGGAGAGGAUGCCGGGGAGGACGCGUCGCUGAGCACAGGGUGGGCCCAUGCGCGCCCAGAUCUGGGUCCGGGGCCCGGCCAGACCAGACCCCAGCAGCCUCAGGACAGAGCGGGGCCCCUCGGAGUCCGGAAGCCACACGCGUGCCCCGAGUGUGGCAAGGCCUUCCGCAAGACGUCGCACCUGGCCAAGCACCAGCGCACGCACACAGGCGAGCGGCCCUACCAGUGCCAGGUGUGCGGGAAGCGCUUCGGCGACCGCUCCAACUGCAGCACGCACCAGCGGGUGCACACGGGCGAGAAGCCCUACGCCUGCGCCGAGUGCGGCAAGCGCUUCAGCCAGAGCUCCAGCCUGGUCAUCCACCGCAGGACGCACACGGGCGAGCGGCCCUACCAGUGCCAGCUCUGCGGGAAGCGCUUCAACAACAGCUCACACUUCAGUGCGCACCGCAGGACGCACACGGGCGAGAAGCCCCACACCUGCCCGGCCUGCGGCAGGGGCUUCCGCCGGGGCACCGACCUCCGCAAGCACCAGCGCACGCACGGCGGGGAGCAGCCGCCGCACAGACCCGCAGGGCUCCAGGACACGCCUGGGGCCUGGGCCUGAUCAUUCGGGGACCUGCAGGGUCGUUUCAGCCCCGGAGUCAGCUCCCCUGUCUCCGGGCGUCUUUAGACUCUGUUCCCGUGGGCCCAGUGUAAGCAGGAAGCCGGGCCCCGCCGGUGGAUCAGGGUCCCGGGCUACCACGAAGGACCGCACGCAGGGGUGCGGGAAUUCUCAGUUCAGGGGUCAGAGUCUGAAGUCAAGGUGCCUGCGGGCUGCUCCUUCAGGAGGCUCAGGUGGGGUCCGUUCCGCAGUCUCCUCCGGGCUUGUGGCCACAGGGCUCUGCCACCACCCUCUCCCCCCCGCCCGGCCCCUUCUGUGUAUCUCCACGUGUGCUCCUGUCUUCUAAGAACAUCGUCAUUGGAUUUAGGGCACACUCAGUCCGGAACAACCUCAUCCUAGCUUGUUACAUCUGCAAGGACCUGUUUCCAAGUGGGGCCCCCUCUAAGGCUCUGACUGUUAACUUGGGGGACACCCUUCAGCCCACUUUGGGGGAAGCCUUGGUGGCUGUGGCCGCUUGCAGCUUUACAUGUCUCCGUCCUCCUGGGGUUGCUCUUCUCCUUCCCCCAACCUCACUGCACUUGCCGGGUGUAGCCUGAGGGGGUUCUCCAGCAUCACAGUGGUUGGGGGUCCCCCUUGCAGAUCCACAGCUGUCCUGUUGGAUGGAUGGCUGGUGCGGGAACGCUUCCCUGAGACCCUUCCUUCCAACCUCCCCCGCCCACCGGGAAGUCUGGAGGUUUCCCCAGGAGAGGUACCAGGGCUGUCAUUGAUCCGGCCCAGGUGGCCAUGUCCCAGGAUGCAGGCUGGCCUUGGUUGCCCCUCUUUGUCUUUAUGAUGUGGCCAUGCCUCUCUGAUUGGUUCCCAUCUGUGGCCUCACACAUGGCCGAGUGGCGCAAUAAGAGGCCUUGUUUGCUGUCGCCACGAGUGGGGCAGCUCUGAAACCUCUGGGUUUCAGAAUGUUCCCUCCCAUCACUAGACAUACUGUUCCUUUUCCACACACCCCACGCACCCGGUGUGAACUGCCCUUCUCUGCUCCCUUAAUAAACAGCGUCUGUCACUCA